Messenger RNA from Blepharisma stoltei, 1566 nucleotides. Lineage: Eukaryota; Ciliophora; Heterotrichea; Heterotrichida; Blepharismidae. The record is from the annotation of a GenBank genome assembly.
AUGAGAAAGAAAUUCCAGUUUAUAGAACAAAAGAAAGGAAUAUCUAAGACCCAGGGUCUCAUAUAUAAAAUCUUUCUAACUACAGCAGGAAUUGAUGAAACAGCUCUUAAUGAUUAUAUGGGAAAGAAGCAAUGCAUUCAUUACGAAUUAGUUAAAAAGAUGCUGGAAAGAGAAAGAGAAGCCAAUGACAAACUACUGGCUGAAAUAAAUUCUAAAAAAUUAGCUGAACGAUCAACUCAAACCUCAAAUUUUUCUUUUGAAAGAUUGAGUAUCAUGAUCACUGAUUAUGAUAAACCCAACGAAAAAAUAAGGAUCCCCCCCUUCAUUUUUUCCAAUUUUCUAGUCCUUUAUUAUUUGUCCAUUUUUCUAGUUUUUUUUAAUAGGAAAAAAAAUUUUUUUAGGACCUCAUUUGUCUAAUUUUCUAGUCAAAAUUUUGAUAGUAAAAAAAAAUUUUCAGGACCUCAAUUGUCUCAUUUUCUAGUUUUUUUAAAGCAAAAAUUCGAAAAAAUCCAAAGAAGACUAGAAAAUGGGACAAAUCAUUUUUGACUAUAUAAAUUUUAUUAAAAUUUUUUUUUUUGAAAUUUAAAAAAAUCCUAAUUCGCAAAAAUUUGAAAGCAAAUAUAAAUUUAAUUUAUAAAAUUUAUGUUUUAAAAAGCAAUUCGCUUUAAAAUUAAACAGAAUCAGCUCUAGAUUUCAUUAUACUAAUUAUCACUUAUAUAUCAAAAAUUUUUUUUCCAUAAAAAAUUUUUGUAUUAAAAAAAAUUUUUGUUCACUCACGGAGGGUGGGUGGGUUUUUGGGCAAAAAAUAGCGAUUUUUCUAAUGGUUUUUUGUUCACUCACGGAGGGGGGUGGAGUUAGAAAAAAAAGACUAGAAAAUUGGACAAAUGAGGGAGGGAUCCUUACCAAGAUUGCAUCUGUGCAAGACAGUCAUCAAGCUUCAACCGAAGUGAUAUCGCUGAGCAAGAGUUUUCCUCAAUGCCUGUCUCUCUUGACUUAUCAGACUCUAGCUCCGACUACUCAGUCUCAAGCCAGUCACAAUUUUCAUCAAGAAAUUCCAUUAUAUUUCCUGAUCUCCCUAUCAAAACUUUAUGUGAUGAAAAUUUAUCCACAUCAAUCAAUUCUCCAGAUCUUAAAACUCCUGCGAAGCCUCGCACAAAAGUGCCGCCUCUUCGCAUUGAUAAAAUCCCGCAAUACAAUCCGUUUGACAACCCUGUCUCAUUUGAGAGUGGUAUGUCAAGUUUAUCGUUUUCAAAAAACUCAUGAUUAUUAAGCUCGUUUAAUUUUUCAGAGAACAGUUCAGGAUUAUUUAAUUUAUCGUCAUCUCCGAGAACUCCAAAAGCUGAUGUAGGCUGCCACAUAAAUCCAGAACUUCUUGCGUAUUAUGGAAUAAAAUCUAACCCUGGCGACGAUGGAGUCUCAGCACCGACAUCUAUGUCCUCUUCAAGGUUUUUACACAGUAGAGAAUGGUCUAAUUGUUCGGGAAUUGACGAAGAAAAUAUAGCUGUGUAUAUUCCAAGAAUUGUACCAGUUGCGUUCUCUGUCAUUUCAAAUCAAUUUCCCAAGUAG